ACUAUUACACCUCGGCCUCCGAAACAUUCACUUCAUCUUCUUCUACACACGCUCCACGGUAGAAAUGGGGAGACAAUCUGUAAUCGCACUCGUUCUGAUCUGCGCCGUCGUCGCUGGUGUCGGUGGCAGUCUCCAGCUGCAGCUCCGACUACCACUCGGGCGCCACCCCGCCUGCAGUAGCCAAGUAUCCACCUCCAGCCGCAUCUCCUGUAUCUCCACCGACAAACUCAUCUCCCGCCGCCGCUCCUCAAAACCGGCCACUCCAGCACCGGUCUCCACGCCGCCUGCAUCGGCGCCACCUGCCGUCGCUCCAGUAGCCUCUCCACCAGCCAGCACUCCUCCGACUGCCUCCGUUCCUGCUAGCUCUCCACCGGCUGCUUCCGUUCCACCUAGCUCUCCACCAGCUGCCACCGUUCCAGCGAGCUCACCACCUGUUCCAGUUCCAGUGAGUUCUCCACCAGUCCCCGUACCAGUGAGCUCUCCUCCAGUGCCAACUCCAACGCAAUCUCCUCCCGCUCCCGAAAGUUCUCCUCCUGCUCCAGUCGCAUCGCCUCCCGUUGAGGUUCCGGCGCCGGCGCCUAGCAAGAAAAAAUCGAAGAAGCACAAAGCACCAGCUCCUUCUCCGGCGUUGCUCGGUCCACCUGCACCUCCUUCUGAAGCCCCUGGAGGAAGCGAGGAAGGUCCUUCACCUAGCCCUUCACUUGAGGACAAGAGUGGAGCUGAAGCAUUGAGGAACCUGCAGAAGGUGGCCGGAAGUUUGGCUGUAGGAUGGGCUGUCGUCGCCGUCAGCUUCAUCUUUUAGAGAGAGAGAGGAGAGAGAUAGAGAGAGAUGUGAUCGUGCUUCAUUUAUUUAUAUUUAAUCUCUUUAUUUUUAUUUUUGGUUAAAAUUUUCCCCCAUUGUACUCCAUAUCAUAAGAGGGGUGCUUUAUUGAUUGAAUUGAUUGAUGAAAUUUGUUUUAGAAAAUUGAGCACUGGGGUGUGUUUGCUUUGAUAUGAUGAACAUUUUGGAUCGGAGUAUUAUAUGAUUUGUUGUAAUUCUUUCUGUGGAUUACUUGAUAGGGGAAAAUCUUUUUUUAUUACAUUUGUUGGGUCCUUUUGUGUUCUGUAAUUAA
Benincasa hispida (wax gourd) is the source of this 1112-nucleotide messenger RNA. It is a transcript of the gene AGP18, whose product is annotated as arabinogalactan protein 18. Gene Ontology annotation, cellular component: plasma membrane. The record is from RefSeq and is a predicted model, not a curated record. Lineage: Eukaryota; Viridiplantae; Streptophyta; Magnoliopsida; Cucurbitales; Cucurbitaceae.